This is a messenger RNA of Terrapene triunguis (Three-toed box turtle), 2696 nucleotides long. RefSeq names its product heparan sulfate 2-O-sulfotransferase 1. Gene Ontology annotation, cellular component: membrane. The record is from RefSeq and is a predicted model, not a curated record. The coding region runs from base 95 to 1165 and encodes 356 amino acids. The transcript is spliced from 7 exons. Gene Ontology annotation, molecular function: heparan sulfate 2-sulfotransferase activity. Lineage: Eukaryota; Metazoa; Chordata; Testudines; Emydidae.
GUCCCUGCGGCCCGGCUGAGGCUCCCCUCGGCCUCUCCGGCCGGGCCCCACGUUAUGUCGUGAUCCCGGGCGGGCGGCGCUGCUGCUGCUGCUCAUGGGGCUGCUCAGGAUUAUGCUGCCGCCCAAGUUGCAGCUGCUGGCGGUGCUGACGUUCGGGGUGGCCGUGCUCUUCCUGGAGAACCAGAUCCAGAAGCUGGAGGAGUCCCGCGGCAAGCUCGAAAGAGCUAUUGCAAGACAUGAAGUCAGAGAAAUAGAACAACGUCAUACAAUAGAUGGUCCUCGACAAGAUGCAACUGUGGAUGAAGAUGAUGAUGUGGUGAUCAUUUACAACAGAGUACCUAAAACUGCAAGCACAUCCUUCACAAAUAUUGCCUAUGACCUUUGUGCAAAGAACAAAUAUCAUGUUCUGCAUAUCAAUACAACCAAAAAUAAUCCUGUUAUGUCACUGCAAGAUCAGGUGCGAUUUGUGAAGAAUGUAACUUCCUGGAAGGAAAUGAAACCAGGAUUUUAUCAUGGACAUAUAUCUUACUUGGAUUUUGCAAAAUUUGGUGUUAAAAAGAAACCAAUUUACAUUAAUGUCAUAAGAGAUCCUAUAGAACGACUAGUUUCUUAUUAUUACUUUUUGCGGUUUGGAGAUGAUUACAGACCAGGGCUACGAAGGCGAAAACAGGGGGAUAAAAAGACCUUUGAUGAAUGUGUAGCAGCUGGAGGCUCAGACUGUGCUCCAGAGAAACUUUGGCUUCAAAUUCCAUUCUUCUGUGGCCACAGCUCAGAAUGCUGGAAUGUGGGGAGCAGAUGGGCUUUGGAACAAGCCAAGUACAACCUGAUUAAUGAAUUCUUCCUAGUGGGAGUCACUGAAGAGCUUGAAGACUUUAUUAUGUUAUUGGAGGCAACUUUGCCCCGAUUCUUUAGGGGUGCUACAGAACUGUACCGGACAGGAAAAAAGUCUCAUCUUAGGAAAACAACAGAGAAAAAGCUCCCAACAAAAGAAACCAUUGCCAAGCUGCAGCAGUCGGAAAUUUGGAAAAUGGAGAAUGAGUUCUAUGAAUUUGCACUGGAGCAAUUUCAGUUUGUCAGAGCACAUGCAGUUCGGGAAAAAGAUGGAGAAUUGUAUAUUCUGACGCAAAACUUUUUCUAUGAAAAGAUUUACCCUAAGUCGAACUAAGAACAAGGUAUACUGUUAGAUUAAUGGACUAAACCUUUGGUCACUUUGUCAUCUUAGUUCUCAGCCCUGGAAAAUAGUGUGCUGGUAGACCUCUGAGGUAUUUCUCUCUAGAGCUGAGGAAAGUGGGCUGUGGAUCACACCAAAGGUGUUGGAUACUUGACUUAAGCUUCAGUUCUUUUAUCUAACUAAUAGUUUCAGUGGGAGUUACUACCCUUUCCCUGAAGAAACCUACAUUUUCCUUUACAGAUAUUAACUGCACAGAGGUUUUGGUUGAAAAUAUAAACAAAAAAUGCUUCUGUUUAUGCUGUUGUUGAUUCUCAGAGCAAUUUAUUUUCAUUUAAACUUCUGUAAACAAGAAAUCAACUGUUUUCCCAGCUUCUACAUGGAGAUUUUGGUUGUAUACAAUUAUGAAUAGUGUUAAUAACUGGUUGACAUCUGUGCUUUGUUUUUGUGAGUCACGUUACAUGAUAUUCAUUGGAAUGGUCAAUCAUGUUCUGCUAAGAAAUGCUGCUGCUGGAUUUGCCCAUAUAUAAAUGUGGUUUUAUUAAAAAGAAAAGUUAUAACUAAUCAUUAGUGUUUUUAAAAAAUAAUUUCCAUAUUAAUAUUGUAAAAAGAGAAUCGAGGCAGUAUUUCCUUUUCCUUCCUCACCCCAACUGCCAACUGAAGUUGGGAAAAUUCUGCAAAGAAAGUUGGCAUUGCCUGCAGUUCUAGUUAAUGCUUAUACAUCAAUAUAAAAAAACCCUAGUAAAUUCAGUAUCAAGUUGCUCCAUGGAUUCUUCAUAAUGACUGUAAACUGAGAUAUUGGUGAAUCCAUAUUAUGACUCCAUUAGUGAGCUGUGGUAUGGUUUGGGUUUUCCUACUUCUUCUAUACUUUUACCUGUAGAAUAUUUUUACUAAGGUGCUUUAUAAUGUGUUUUAAAGCAUUGCAUUUACAAAAGGAGUAAAAUGCUGUAAAUACUGCAUAUUUUAUGUAUUUGGACCAAAAGGUUACAAGUAAUUAGCUGAAAGUGGUUUUUGCACCAGUUUUGUUACAUGUGAAGUAAAAACCAUCUCAUCUGCUGUUCUGCUUCCUAUUUUAGUUAACUGUUGGACAUCACUGAAAUGCACUUCAAUGACCUCUACAACUUUACUAACACAGCACAUUGUCCAGAAGUUCUCUUUACCUAAAAUUAGUCUGUAUCUUUUUAUAACAUUUGAAAGAGGAAAAAGAAAAUCAAAUGUGUGGUUGAGACACGGUGAACUUGACAUAAAUGUGUUUAUGUAACCGCCUUACAUCACUAUUGUAAACUUGUAUGAUUUGCCAUUAUUAGCAGCUUGAAACACCUGGUAGAUUAAGUGUAGUUGAGAUUAGUGAACAGAUGUUUGGAUACUGGGGACACUGUGUUUUAACAAACUGCAGUGAAUACCUACAUGUAACUUUUUUAAAAAUCACAGUAAUUACCCCUUUUUUCACCUUCAGUUUAUAAAAAUUAGUUUCCCUGGGUUUGAUUGGGGUGGGGGGAAGGAGAUAAUGUGACGUAUCUGAAUCCCU